Symsagittifera roscoffensis is the source of this 2353-nucleotide messenger RNA. Its product is annotated as serine/arginine repetitive matrix protein 1-like. Lineage: Eukaryota; Metazoa; Xenacoelomorpha; Acoela; Convolutidae. Bases 22 to 2247 code for a protein of 741 amino acids. The transcript is spliced from 5 exons. The record is from RefSeq and is a predicted model, not a curated record.
CUUCUUUUUCAGAUAACUUUGAUGUCUGGUAAUAUAGGAAUGAGUCUGGACUUCUCAGAGGUCCAUUCGCAGGAAAACCAGCAAGAUAGUAUCCAUCGAGAAGAUGAAGAUAGUGCGCAGAAAUUCCACAUAGAAGGAACUCCGGAAGAUAUGCCUGGGGAGCUUCACAUAGAGGGAACUCAGGAGGUGAUGUCUGAAGAGUUUCACAUAGAAGGAACCCAGGAAGCGAUGCCUGAAGAAUUUCACAUAGAAGGAACCCAGGAAGCGAUGCCUGAAAAGUUUCACAUAGAAGGAACCCAGGAAGCGAUGCCUGAAAAGUUUCACAUAGAAGGAACCCAAGAAGCGAUGCCUGAAGAGUUUCACAUAGAAGGAACCGAACGAGCGGUACUUGAAGAAGAUGUGAAUACCUUCUCCGUGGAGGCGCAACCGGAUACUGAGAUGGUCAACUUCGCACAGGACACAGAGGUUGACUUUGAAAGCUCAGCUGUAUUUGAAAAUACUGAAGCUAAUGACGAACAAGAUUUCGUGGAUACCGCUAGUAGUAAUAACUCUGCUACUAGUAAUGACCACACUGCAGAAACUGAAACUACUGAAUCUAGCAGUAAUACCAGGAAGCCCCCCUUUGCGCCCGUUGUUUCAGCCUCUCAAAAACCCGCCGCAUCUGCUAAUUCAAAACGCCCUUUUACGCCCUUGAAAAGGAUGGACCAAUUGAAACCAACGGGGGAGCCUGCUCCCGCUGCUGUAGGUACUACGGCGGCGGCCAAAAGAGCAAAUGUGCCUCCCCCUUUCGCGAAAAGAGGCGCUACUACAAGUGCCAGUGGUCCGCUGUCACAGACAGGCGCUGUUGCACAGCAACAUCAACCACCGCCUUUUGCAAAACCGCAAUCACAAAAAAGGGAUCCGGUGAAACCAGACUCCAACAAACCUCAGCCGACUAGAACGCUCAAAUGUCAGAUGUGUAAUGUGUUCUCAAACAACGAAUAUCAGAUGAAUCUGCACUUAAACGGCAGACCACAUCGAGAACGUCUCGAAAAAGAAAAGACAAAAUCCUUGUCGCAAGCGAAGAAACCGCAACGUAAAAGGGGUGGGUACGCAAUGGAUCCCGAUGCGAGAAACAAAAGGUUGUUUGAUCAGAGUGAACACGGCAAAGUUUUCCAAGAUGACGCUGCUAACCCGAAUAAAAUGCCGGUUGGGAAUCAAGGUUUGGGUGCUAGACUUUUUGGCGGAAGACCGGGGUCGAUGCCACCACCGGAUAGAAAUUUAACUCCGGGCAGAGGAAGAGGCGCUCAAUUUCCACGACAAGAGGUUCCUGGAUUUGGAAGAGGACGACAAGUUCCCCAUGAGAUGCAUGGAAACGCGAAAAUACCUCCUUUCAGAGCACCGAAUCCGGGCCAAGAUCAUUUUGGAACUAGACCUACGUUUGGUCAACAAAGAGGAGUAGAACCCGGUUUCGACGGAAUGAACUCGAUGCCGGAUCAGUACAACUUCUCAAAUGAUAUUAACACCUACAAUCAGGGAAAUCAACAACAGAGGCAGACUGGACCACCUGGAUUUGGUAACCCGAGAGAGUUGGAGCGUGAACCAUAUCCCGUAGAUUACGGUUACGAGAGACCACCUACUGGAUAUGCAGCGGAAAUGGGAAGGGCAACAGCUCACAAGACUGAUAGAGAUCAAGUACUUGGGAAACCACCGGCGCCAAUUAAACUGCACCCAGAGGCUCCGUACAGUGACUUAAAUGGUUUCUACCCAGCUGAGGAAACAUGGCUGCCAGAAGGUGGAUUCUUAGUCCGAAGACGGCAUCCUGCUACUGCACCCAAUUUUGGCGCUCCUCUGCCUCUCGCACCUCGACCACUUCCAUUUGCUGAACCGCCUAUGAGGCCGUCACAGGUUGAAGUUUAUGAAAAUGUGAGACCACACCCCCAAACGGCUGCACCUUUCAGACGAACCGAGCCUUUGAUGCAGAGACCACCGGUUGGACGGCCGGAAGAAUAUGUGUUUUCAGAACCGCCGCGACCUGCUGUUGUAAUGCAUGAACAAAGACCAGCUGCUGGAAGGAGGCCAUUUAGACCAGCAGUUCCUGUGGCAAGAAAGGAGUUUCCUCCACCUCCGCCAAUGGGGGUCCGGCAGCAAGUUGUGGUGAUUAGACGAACAGUGCCUGUAAUGGCUGCGAGAGAUCCUCUUGAGCGAGAUCCAUACGCAAGGCCUCCUCCUGAAGUUAACACUGCAUUUGGAUACCCCAGAUUUUAACAUGCAAGACUCUUGGCGUUUUAAAAUCCAAACUGAAAUUGAUAUGUUGUUAUUUUUUGCUUAAUUAUCGUUCGAUGUUUGUAUCACAGUCGUCUCCGAAUUAAAA